This is a messenger RNA of Hypomesus transpacificus, 4610 nucleotides long. Its product is annotated as integrin alpha-3-like. Lineage: Eukaryota; Metazoa; Chordata; Actinopteri; Osmeriformes; Osmeridae. The transcript is spliced from 26 exons. The record is from RefSeq and is a predicted model, not a curated record. Gene Ontology annotation, cellular component: integrin complex; external side of plasma membrane. The coding region runs from base 194 to 3382 and encodes 1062 amino acids. Gene Ontology annotation, biological process: cell adhesion mediated by integrin; cell-matrix adhesion; integrin-mediated signaling pathway. Gene Ontology annotation, molecular function: integrin binding.
GGGGGGGGAGAGAGAGAGAAAGAGAGAGAGAGAGAGGCGCGAGCUAAGAGAGAGGCUAGCGGGUAGCGAUUUAAGAGUUCAUUGUUGAUGGCGUGCUAGAAAGUCGCAGUUGAAGAUUCAAACUUGUCCCUAUAUCAGAUAUCGGGUCUCAAAGAAAAAGAAACUGCUAAACGGCUUUUUUCAGGUGUUUCUCAUGGCUGUCUGUCUGUCAUGUCUUCCCUCCCAAGACAUAUUCCUCCUGUUGCUCGUCGUCUCGUGCACUGCCGAGCUGGUGAGAUGCUUCAACCUGGACUUACGUUUCCCGGUGAUCAAGCAUGGAAAAAACCCCGAUAGCCUGUUCGGUUUCUCUGUUGCAUUACACCAGCAGACCAAAGGGGAGAACAGAUAUUUGCUGCUGGUAGGAGCGCCCAAGGAGAAAGCUGAAUCUCACGUCACAGCCAAUGAAACUGGAGGAGUGUACACCUGCCCGAUCAGCACUGACCAAUCAGACUGCAGCAGGAUGAACCUGAUUGGCUCUGACAAAGACCUGGUGAAGGGGGACCGUGUGGAGGGAAUGUGGUUGGGCGUAACCGUAGCCAGUCAGAGACAGCCAGAGGGGCGGGUCCUGGCAUGCGGUCAUCGCUUCGUUAAGCUGUACGGGGUUCAGGAGCUGAGACAGAUGAUUGGGAAAUGCUAUGUCCGUGGCAACGACCUGCAGGACGUGUCGGACUGGCGCUGGCAGAAGCAGGUGUGCAACCAUGAAGGCGAGAUUAGCGACGAGGUCAUGUGUAACAUGGGCAUCUCUGCCGCCAUCGUGGGCGAUGAGGUCAUCUUUGGCUCCCCAGGAAGUUACACGUGGCAAGGUAACGUUCAUGUAACCUGGAAGAACCCUAAAGAUGAGUAUAGCAGCAAAACCAUCUCCCUCAACAGCCUGCAAAGGCACCACAUCUACAUUGGUUACUCUGUGGCGGAGGACCGCGCCCUGUUGAGCCAGGAUGCCCUCACCGUGGUAACGGGAGCUCCUAAAGACAGCAAGGAUGAUGCUUGUGGCUCGGUGAUGCUGCUGACUCGGACGGCGUCUGCAAACGACCAGAAGGAGCAGCUGCAGCCCCACCUCACCCUGAGAGGAGAGCAGAUGGGAUCCUACUUUGGCAACGCUCUGGCCAUCACAGACCUCAACAACGACGGGUGGAACGACCUCGUGGUCGGAGCCCCGUUCUAUUUCCACAAGAAGCUGGAGCAGGGCGGGGCCGUGUACGUCUUCAUGAAUGAGGGCGGAACGUUCCGCCAGAACGCCAGCGUCACGCUCAGGGGCCCGGCAGGCUCCGCCUUCGGAAUGUCGGUGGUCGCCCUGGGAGACAUCAACCAAGAUGGCUUCCAAGACUUAGCAGUGGGCGCUCCCUUCCACGGCACAGGAAGUGUGUCUAUCUGGACUGGAAGUGCCCAGGGCAUUUCCACAGAACCCAGUCAGGUGAUCGAGGGGAAGGAUGUGGGCAGCGGGGUGUUCUCGACAUUCGGGUACAGCCUGAGUGCAGGUCUGGAUGUGGACCAGAACCAUUACCCAGACCUGCUGGUGGGCUCUCUGGACAACCACGUAGCUCUGCUCCGAGCCCGUCCAGUGAUCCACCUCAACCAGACUCUGAGGGUCUCUCCUGAGGUUGUGGAUCCCAGCCAGUGUGACUACUGUGUGGAGGUGGAGGUGUGUUUCUCUUACACACUCAGCACAGGAGACAAGGACGUGAAGAAGAACAUCACCAUGCAGUUCACAGUCAAUGCCGACCUGUCUCGACACAACUCUCGGGUCCGUUUCCAAGACAACAAUCAGGGAAGUUACACCGGUUUCCUGUCCAUGCCGGCGACCAGGUGUCGAACACUGAAGCUGGGUCUGGUGACACCCCUCAGAGACAAGGUGGAGCCGGUGAAGUUCGCUCUCAACGUGUCCGUCUACCAAGGACAAGCACCCAAACAAGGGGGAACCCUGCAGAACCUGGACUCCUUCCCUGUGCUCAGCGAGAGCAGGGCCAGCCCCCUUAGAACCGAGAUCCACAUCCAGAAGGAGUGUGGUCUAGAUAACAGGUGUCAGAGUAACCUGCAGAUGACGGCAGCGUUCACUAACGAGCAGCAGGUGCCCUUCCCCAGCCGGGAGGGCCAGCAAGUGUUCCAGUACAGCACCAGUGUCAAGAAGCUCCUAUUGGUUGUCCACGUAACCAAUUCUCCAUCGCCUGGACAACCAGCAGAGGAUGCCCACAAUGCUUUGCUGAAUAUGACAAUCCCCCCCUCCCUUCUGUACUCUGGCGUGCGCUCUGAGAGCGGGGCCCCUGUGGUAGGCUGUGCAGCGGAGAACAUGGUUCUACUGUGUGAACUGGGGAACCCGUUUCCCAGCAAACAGAGGACUCAGAUCCAACUUAUUUUUGAGACUUCUGAAAUCAGCCUGGACACCAAGCAGAUAAACACCCAGCUGCAACUUUCCACGCUGAGUGAACAGAGUGACCUCCAGCCUCUUCCUCUGGUCAUGGUGGUGGAGUACUCCCUGGAGGCCUCCUUUACCUUGGUGAAACAGACAGGCCUAACCCUGUUUAGCGGUGAGGUGAGGGGGGAGUCAGCCAUGAAGACCACGCUAGACGUGGGAAGUCCUGUCCAGCUCACAUUUGAGGUCAACAUUAACGGCAAACCCCUAGGUGGACUUGGCCACCUGGAGGUGGAGUUUGAUUGGCCAUGGGAGUUAGCCAAUGGGAAGUGGCUGUUGUACCUCACAGAGAUUGAGACUUUUGGAACGUCUGACACCCACUGUGUUCCCCCCGGUGACAUCGUUAACCCUCUCGAACUCUUGUUACCGGAGGAGGAAACCAGGAAGAGGAGGAAGAGAGAGGUGGAGUCAGUUAAAGGGGAGGAGGGAGGAGAAACCAGGGCCGCCCUUAACGUGCAGGGCCGUCGCAAGAAGACCGUCCAACUGGACUGCGUCGGUGGUGCGGCUCGCUGCGUCAAGUUCAUCUGCCCCCUGAGGAACAUGAGCCGAUCUGCCAGGCUGGUGGUGAAGGCCAGGCUGUGGAACAGCACCAUGCUGGAGGACUUCACUGAGGCGUGGAGAGUGACAGUGAAAGGCCUGGCUACUCUGAAACUGGUGACAGAUAAACCCACCAUCGGAAUGGACACUCAAUCCAGAGAGUUCACCCUGCAGGUGGACCCAGAGCUGGGGGAGGAGGCUCCGUACCAGGCCCCUCUCUGGAUCAUCAUCGUGUCUGCGGUGGCAGGAGUCCUACUGCUGGGCCUUAUCAUCAUCCUCAUGUGGAAGUGCGGGUUCUUCAAGCGGGCCAGCACCAGGAAGUUGUACGAGGCCAAGGCCCAGAAGGCCCAGAUGAAGACCCAGCCCUCGGAGGUGGAGCGGCUGAACGAGGAGCACUGAGGAUGGGCAAGCCGUGCCGCAAGGCCCCCUGGCUCCAUGCACUGGGUCCCCUGGUGUGGCUUCUUUCACAGGGAGCGGCCCUGUCAGAGCGUACCUACCUACCACGGCGUAAAGAUCGGCAAGGAGGAGCGUUACCAGGACAACGAUGGCUUCCUCAUCCAGGAGCCACCCUCUAACAAGAAGAUUAAAAAACACUGGAUCACAAACUGGACUGAGAUGUAACUACUGUCUUCCUGAACCCCCCCCCCCCAACCCCCCCCAGGCCAGCCAACUACCUGUUGAUGCUCUCAGAGGAUGGAAGGGGGGGGGCGGGUCACCAGGCCUAAUAACCUGUGUAAAUAUAAUACUCUUGAUGUAUGUUUGAUUUGAAUCAGGGUCAGCACUUAUGGGGUUUAACAUAUUGGUUCGAUUGUGCAUUUAAAAUAUAUUUCAAGUACUUGAAAAUGGUUUGGGCCUCAUGUCUGACCUUGGAUCAGUGAUGUGGUCUUCUGUUCCUCCAGGUUGAGGCUGGGGUGAGGGCAAGGUUAACUAAUCACAUGUAUGCAACUUGUCUUAAACAACCUUGAGGUCACUGUCUGAUUUAACAUGACAGGAAAAUGCUUGUGUUCCUUCAAACAACUGUCAACAAUCCAGCCACAUCGGGGUAGCGGUUUAUCUAAGGGAGGUCAUGUGACCCCGGUCUUCCCCGCUUGAGAGAACGCAUGCACUGGCUCCUUCCCUGAACCCGCCCAUGUCCUCUGAACCCUCUCAUGACCCCUGAACCCCCAUGACCCCUGAACCCCCAUGACCCCUGAACCCUCUCCUGGGACUAGAGAGACAUCAAAGGGAAUUGGCCAGGACUUAUUCCAUACAUACACAGUAUGCUGUAGACCAACAUUUUAUUUUGUACGUUGUAACUGAAUGUUCACUGUGUUGAUGUGAUUAAGGGUUUAAAAUUAUGGUUUCAUAUGUGAAUGUAAACAGAAGUGUGCUGGAUUUUAAGUUAUGUUUCUGUUUCCACUGUGCUUGAUUUUUUUAAAAUCUAAAUACAAGGAUCUUUCCAAAUGAAAAAGUGAUAUUUGCACAUGUUGUUUUGUACCAUGGGAUUGAUAUAAAUGUGUUUAGGGCUUAGUGUAAUAAAAUAUAUGUGAUUUGUGUGUACGUUUAUGUACGUGUGUAUGUACGUUUUUAACGUUGUGUUUUAGCUCUGAGGCUUGUUUGUAAAUAAAAUGUAGCCUUGACCCUGCAA